Messenger RNA from Colias croceus (clouded yellow), 1509 nucleotides. It is a transcript of the gene Orc5, whose product is annotated as origin recognition complex subunit 5. The record is from RefSeq and is a predicted model, not a curated record. Bases 88 to 1476 code for a protein of 462 amino acids. Gene Ontology annotation, biological process: DNA replication initiation; DNA replication. Gene Ontology annotation, cellular component: nuclear origin of replication recognition complex; nucleus. NCBI's taxonomy places the organism in Eukaryota, Metazoa, Arthropoda, Insecta, Lepidoptera, Pieridae. The transcript has a single exon. Gene Ontology annotation, molecular function: DNA replication origin binding.
AAAUUAAACUGACAUCUGUCUAUCGUGUGUUUAUUUAUUGCUCGCGUGUUUGUGUUCGAGUGAGUUUUUAUCGCAAAAAAUCAUAAAAUGCAAGAUAUAUUCAAUAAAGUGCCAUGCAGAGAAAGUCAGAUAAAUGGUUUGAUUGAUCUACUUGGUGAUAGCGAUGAACCGUUGCCGCCUUGUAUAUUUCUAAGUGGAAGUAUGGCUACUGGUAAAACUUUAUGCGUAAACAAAGUAUUAGAGUAUUUAAAUUAUAAACAUGUAAUAAUUGAUUGUAUAGAAUGCUACACCUCUAAAAUAAUGUUCGAGGAAAUAAUAAACGAACUUCAAGAAUCUGAUGCCGAUACAAAAUGCGACUCAUUGUCAGAUCUCAUAAAUAACUUAAAUAAUUUAUACCCAAAAAUAAAAUAUGAGCCAGUUAUAUUGGUAUUCGAUAGAGCAGAGAGAUUAAGGAACAUGGACCACAGCAUAAUGUGUACAUUUCUUAGAUUAAAAGAAUUGUGCAAGUUAAAUAUAUGCACAAUAUUUGUCACACAGCUGAUAUACGAUAAUUUCUAUUUCAAAAUGGGUGUACGAGAUCCGAUAAAAUUGUAUUUCCCGAAUUAUAACAAAGAAGAAUUAUUCAAAAUCAUUUUCUUGCAUCAUAAGUCAUUUGUGCGACACUUGAAGAGUAACUAUGAAAUAGACAGUGAUAUCGAAGAAGAACUUGAGAAGCCAGAAUUGUUUGCAAACUUUCUUAACGCAUUCUUGAGCGUGUUCUACCGACCGUGUCGUGAUUUGAUCGAACUGCAGCACAUGGCGAGAGUGAAUUUCGUUAAAUACUGCGAACCAAUUAUAAAAAAUGAAAUCAGUGCAAGCGACUUGUCCAAGCUCUGGCGCCACAUUGCUCCAAUACUCAAAACAAGCCUUGAACUGCUAUAUUUGAGAAUAAGCACUCAAAAACUGGCUAUCCCUUCCCCAGGUAAAGAGAACAACAAUUGUAUGGAUAUAAACAACUACCAAUUUGAGAAUACAUUAAAAGAAGAACUCAUGUCGACAAAGACAUUUGCACAAAGUUUUGAGCUACCAUACUAUGCUAAAUACCUCCUGAUUGCAGCAUAUCUGGCUAGCUAUAACCCUCCAAAGGAGGACAAGCGCUUGUUCAUGAAAAAUCAUGGAAAACAGAGAAAGAGAUUACAACAAGUGAGAGCGAAAGCAAAAAUUACUGAAAAACUAAAUACACAGCUUGGUCCCAAAGUAUUCACCCUAGAUAGGCUUUUGGCAAUAUUCUAUGCAAUACUUGAAGAAAAAAUUGGUCUAACAAGUAACUUAUUAGCACAGAUCGCUACUCUGGUUGAACUAAAACUUAUUGCUGGCAAUAAGGAAAUAGAUUUAGACUCCUCAAAGUAUAAAUGCAUUGUUGGCUACGAUUUUAUAUCUGCCGUUGCACAAACUGUUGGCUUUAAUGUUAGAAAGUAUUUGUACGACUUUAUUUAAUACUUUAUAACUGGAAAUAAAAUAUUACAAUCA